Alternaria atra is the source of this 1746-nucleotide messenger RNA. RefSeq lists its product as uncharacterized. Gene Ontology annotation, molecular function: mRNA binding. Bases 1 to 1746 code for a protein of 581 amino acids. Gene Ontology annotation, cellular component: P-body. NCBI's taxonomy places the organism in Eukaryota, Fungi, Ascomycota, Dothideomycetes, Pleosporales, Pleosporaceae. The record is from RefSeq and is a predicted model, not a curated record. The transcript is spliced from 4 exons. Gene Ontology annotation, biological process: P-body assembly; cytoplasmic stress granule assembly.
AUGUCCGAGUUCAUCGGAUCUCGCAUUUCUCUCAUCUCCAAGAGUGACAUCCGCUAUGUCGGCACUCUCGUCGAGAUCAAUUCAGAAGCCUCCACAGUCUCAUUAGACAAUGUGCGCUCGUUCGGCACAGAGGGUCGCAAAGGCGGCAAAGAUGAAUACCCGCCAUCAGACGUUGUAUACGAGCAAAUUGUCUUCCGAGGCAGUGAUGUGAAGGAUCUGCGCAUUGAAGAGCCUGUCAAGGAGAAAGCUCAGCCUGCAAUGCCCCAGGACCCAGCCAUCAUCGGAGUACAACAAUCUCAGUCGCGACAAGAGGGUAGCCCACAAGACAUCACCGGUCGCCAACAACCGCCGCCAAACUUUCCCCAACCAGGUCAAUUUCCACCUGGUGGAUACCCUCCGUUCGGUGGACCUGGCGGCCCUGGUGGUGCAUAUGGCAACCGUUUCGGUCCUCCAGGUGGUUUCCCUGGUGGUCCAGGUCCUUUCCCAGGUCCUGGAGGUCCACCAGGCGCGUUCGGUAUGCCCCCGCCUCCAUUUGGAGGGCCUCCAGGCUGGUUCCCACCAGGCCAAGGCUUUCACCAGCCCCCUGGCCCGUUCUCGCCUAACAUGCCUAUCGGUCCUCCCGGCCUGAACCAGAACCAACCUCCACAAGGCCCACGGGGCCCCUCAGGUCCCCAAGCAGGCAAGGAUGAGAAGCCAGGUCAGGUCCAGCAACCGAAGGUCGCUGAGGCGGACGGCUCAACAGCCAAGCCACAACCGAAGAACGGCGCAAAGGCAUCUGGGUCCACUCCAACGCCAGCUACUGCAGGCAAGCAAGCUCCUCCACCACCAGUUGACUCGAAGCCCGAUGUCUCAGCUGCGCUGGCACCACCCCAUCCCCAAACCACUCAACCACCAUCAAAGGGCGGACCUAAGGGUGGGCGGAUCGUCCCCGCUGUACCCAUCCCAAGUCCAAGAGCGACCAAGACGGCGCCUCACACUCAACAAAGUGCAGCUGCUUCCACCGUCCCUACACAAAUGCCUACCGCUGCUCAGCAGCAGAAUGCUACUCAACUAGCAACUGCCGCUGUCGCCGAGGCUAUGGCCAAGCUCAACCUCCAGAACAAGGGUCAGGCGCAGGGUCAGGCGCAAGGUCAACCACAAGGCCAAGCUCCUGUAACAGACCCCAUGAACAACCUGGCACAGCAGGUGCAGGGCAUGCGCGAUCAACAGAGCCGUCAGCAUCAACCCCGUCAACGAGGGACUGGAGAGUUCCGUGGUAGGGGCGGCAGGGGAGGACGAGGUGGCGUUCAUCCACAACACCCAAAGAUGGAAGUGCCCACAACCGACUUUGACUUUGAGUCCUCAAACGCAAAGUUCAACAAGCAGGACUUGAUCAAGGAAGCCAUCGCCUCUGGAUCGCCAAUGGGUGAUGCUCCAGCAGCCCCUGCUGUCGAGGCUGCCUCCACUGAAAAGGAAGAAGUCGUCAUCCCUGGUGGAUCCAUGUACGACAAGAGCUCUUUCUUCGACAACAUCUCGAGCGAGUUGAAGGACAGAGAGGAAGCUGCGAUGCGUGGUCAAGAGUUCAGGAGCCAAGAGCGCCAGAAGAACAUGGAGACCUUUGGCCAGGGUAGUGUCGAUGGCUACCGUGGUGGUCGAGGAGGACGUGGCCGUGGUCGUGGACGCGGUCGGGGCUUCGGCGGCUACCGUGGCCGUGGUGCACCCAGAGGCCGUGGCGGCGCCGAAUUUGGUGCCCAACCUGCCGCCUAG